AUAGAUUCUGACUGACUGCUUCCUGACUUCCUGACUGCUUCCUCAACGUUUUGAUGUCAGAAGAGGAGAGCGCCAAAACAAUGGAGCCCCAGAGGAAGCGCUGGAAAGGCUCCGAGUGUGGCUCUGACUCCUGGACAGUUUACCCUGUGCUGUCGGAUGAGCAGUCACAAGACCUGGAGCUGGUGGAGGCGUUUGCUGCACCCGUGCUCAACAAGAAGGAGACAUCUCGACUUCUCCGCGAGCUGAGCAGCCUGUACCCGAUGAGCGGCCUUCAGCACAUCAAGAGGGUGCGGACGGUGAAGGGCAGCCCCCACCCUCCGGAGGUCCUCCUGUGUCUUGUCAGGGAUGCACCACACAUGGAGGUUCUGAGCAUCGACUCUCUGCUCCCCUCAGGAGUGAAACAUGACGCCUUAGGUGAGCCUUUUCGGGUUAAGAUCCCUGCACGUCCCCCGUUGACCCGCCCCCAGUUUGAGCAGGCGGGAAAACACUGGCCCACCUCCUUCCAUGAGGACAAACAGGUGACUGUGGCCCUGAGGGGGGAGCUGUUCACUGCACCUCAGAAGGCCAGUAUGCACACGCACAUGAUGUCUGCUCUGACUGCGGCCAAAGCAGGAAGUGAGUUGGGGAUGGACGCGGUGGGGGCCGUGGUGGUGGACCCAUCAACAGAGAAGGUCAUUGCAGUGGGCCAUGACUGCAGAGGAGACCACCCCCUCCAUCAUGCAGUCAUGGUCUGCAUUGAUCUCGUGGCACGUGGCCAGGCCGGCGGGAGUUAUUAUUUUGACCAAUACCCCGCUUGUACAUUUACUCCCCCAGCCUCGGACACCUUUCAAAGCACUCCCAGCUCUCUGCCAUACAUCUGCACUGGGUACGACCUCUACGUGACCCGUGAACCUUGUAUCAUGUGUGCCAUGGCACUCGUCCACUCUCGGAUAGGGCGGGUCUUCUACGGGACAGCCUCUGCCGACGGGGCCUUAGGGAGAAAAUAUAAAAUCCACACGCAGAAAGAUCUGAACCAUCACUUUGAGGUUUACAGAGGAGUGCUGGGAGAGCAGUGUGAGGAUCUGACAUCCAUAGAGGAGGUUUACAGGAAGGUGGAUUAUUAACGGAUCAGUUUAAGUUUGGAUCAAUUGGAGCUGUCACAGGUCGACUGUAGAAUACAUUUUACAUCAGCAUUUCCUUUAAAUAAAGUUUUUAAUCUUUUGGUUAUUGUUGUUAGGGCUGCAUAAUUGAUCAAAAUUGAAUCUGUAUUGCAAUAUGGACUAUAGCAAUAUUCAAAUCAAACAUAAUAUUUCAAAGGCUAAACAUGUAUUAAAAUCUGAUUUUGAAUGAAAAAUGAUAAAUCCCCAUAUUAUUAUAAUUGGAGUUAGGUCAAAAAUAUAAAAUAUUUUUUUGUGCAGCCCUAAGUGUUUUAUUGAUGGCAUGUUUUAGAAAACCCCAAAAAUGUCUGCCUUUCCUCCCUGUGAGUUAAAGGCUUGUUUGAAGGAGCAAGUCAGUGAUUCUGAAAGCUGAGAGAUUUGCUGUAGUUUGUCUAAGCCUUUGUGCAGACAUGCAUAGGUCCAGAUGAUCUGAUAUGGAGCAUUUUUUUAAUUAAAUCUGAUGCAAAAUGGUAAAUGUCUAUCUGUGAGUUUUGUAGUUUGAUGCAUUAGGAUUUGAAGAGGCUCUUUUUCUCCCCUUGUUUGCAGUGCGAUUGACUCAAGUGUGUGUACAUUUGACCUUUUUGUCUGUGGAAUCUGACCGAAUCCAACAUCUUUCCAAGCGUUUCAAAAAUAAUUCCGACGUUGUAUACAAAGCUUUCUCAUGUUAAUCCUGUGGAAUGUAUAUAUUAAAAAAAAAUGGCUUUUUUGAUAAACCCAGGUCUACCAGUCUUAAUUCUCAGGUCAAAAAUGAAGCCUUCUACUGACCUUCAAGUUUAUUAUCAGAACAGCUCGCAUCAAAUUUGUGAAUACUUUAUUUUUUAAAGAAAACCAUGUAUAGAAUGCACUGAUAGUACCAAAAAGUUGUUGUUACAUUCCCGAUGAUAUCUUGUUCUUGCAUUGCUCAGCCAUUAAAGAAGAAUCUUUGAAGAAAGUUUGAGGGCUCAAACAUUUUAAUAAGAUUAAAGAACAAGACACAUCAAGAGCUAAUGGCUAUGGCCAAACAAAGCAGAACUAGCUGCCUUGAUGAUAGUAAAGCAAAGUCAUAAUCUAAAGAAAAGCAGCUACAUCAUGUGAGUGGAUCACAGAGAUACUGUAGACCUCCCUUGGUAAACACUUAGACAACAUAUCCUUAUUUCUAAACACAGGACUUCUUCUUUAACAUACAGGACAUAAUAUUCACAAAUAAAUCUGUACAAUGAAAACAACCUGCCCUGUUCUGAUUGAGCUACAAAUGAUUCACAUACCAAGGAAACUGUGCAAAUAAAGAGUAUGAUUCCAUUCUUCACUCAGCAUGAAUACGUUUGACACCCAUUACAAAAUGAGAGUGUACCAAUAAAACAACGAGCCACCGGCCCCUCAC
Notothenia coriiceps (black rockcod) is the source of this 2496-nucleotide messenger RNA. RefSeq names its product adenosine deaminase tRNA specific 3 (gene adat3). Bases 54 to 1103 code for a protein of 349 amino acids. Gene Ontology annotation, molecular function: tRNA-specific adenosine-34 deaminase activity. Gene Ontology annotation, cellular component: cytoplasm; nucleus. The transcript is spliced from 2 exons. The record is from RefSeq and is a predicted model, not a curated record. Lineage: Eukaryota; Metazoa; Chordata; Actinopteri; Perciformes; Nototheniidae.